Molecule: messenger RNA, 1055 nt
Organism: Lemur catta (Ring-tailed lemur)
Lineage: Eukaryota; Metazoa; Chordata; Mammalia; Primates; Lemuridae
Gene: BPIFA1
Product: BPI fold containing family A member 1
Exons: 10
Coding region: 61-840 (259 amino acids)
Biological process (GO): innate immune response; immune response in nasopharyngeal-associated lymphoid tissue; antimicrobial humoral immune response mediated by antimicrobial peptide
Molecular function (GO): lipid binding
Source: RefSeq, a predicted model, not a curated record
GAGACAGGAGACCGGGACAGCCGCUGAGACCUCUGGGAAGCCCAGAUACCAAGAGAGAAGAUGAUUCCAAUCGGGGGCCUCCUUGUCUUCUGUGGGCUGUUGACCCAGACCAUGGCCCAGCUCGGAGCCCUGCCCUUGCCCGUGGACCAGGACCUGCCCUUGGCUGUGACUCCGGCCCUGCCCUCAAGUCCCACAGAUCUUGCUAAAGGCUUAACAAGUGGCCUCAGCAAUGGCCUGCUCUCUGGGGGUCUGUUGGGCGUUCUGGAAAACCUUCCACUCUUGGACAUCCUGAAGCCCAGAGGAGGCACUUCCAGUGGCCUGGUUGGGGGCCUGCUUGGUGGCCUGCUUGAAAAAGUGACUUCAGUGAUCCCUGGCCUGGACAACAUCAUUGACCUAAAGGUCACUGAUCCUCAGCUGCUGGAACUCGGUCUUGUGCAAAGCCCCGAUGGCCAUCGUCUCUAUGUCACCAUUCCUCUAGGCCUGAAACUCCGUGUGAAAACGCUCCUGGUCGGAAGUCUGUUGGAGCUGGCCGUGAAGCUCAACAUCACUGCAGAAAUCUUAGCCGUGACAGAUAAGCAGGAGAGGAUCCACCUGGUCCUUGGCGACUGCACCCACUCCCCUGGCAGCCUGAAAAUCUCCCUGCUUGAUGGACUUGGCUCCCUCCCCAUUCAAAGCCUUCUUGACAGCCUCACAGGGGUCUUGAACAAAGUCCUUCCUGAGCUGGUGCAGGGCAAGGUGUGCCCUCUGGUCAAUGGGGUUCUCAGCCAGUUGGACGUCACCCUGGUGCAUGACAUUGUCAACAAGCUGAUCCAUGGGCUAGAAUUUGUCAUCAAGGUCUAAGCCUUCCAGGAAGGGACCUGGCCUCCGCUGAGCCGAACCGUUCCUCGCUGCUCGCUCUCCCUCCUGCCCAGCUUCCCAGCGCUUGCAGGGGGUGGCCCGUGCGCUGGAAGAUGACAUGGCUGCCUUCUCCCCGAGGAACCUGCCCCCCCUCCCUUCCCACCAGGCACGUGUAACAUCCCAUGUCCCUCACCUAAUAAAGUGGCUCUCCUUCUGCA